Molecule: messenger RNA, 1752 nt
Organism: Chenopodium quinoa (quinoa)
Lineage: Eukaryota; Viridiplantae; Streptophyta; Magnoliopsida; Caryophyllales; Amaranthaceae
Exons: 5
Coding region: 1-1752 (583 amino acids)
Molecular function (GO): nucleic acid binding
Source: RefSeq, a predicted model, not a curated record
AUGGCCGGUGAUGAUACACCACCACCACCGCCACCACAAAAAAUAGAAACUAAUUCACCAUUCUAUCUAGGGGCGCAUGAUAGGCCUGGUGACUUUAUCACUCCAAUUCGGUUGCACUGUAUGCUCGUUUCAUGGCUCAUGAACACGAUCGAUCCGGAGGUAAAAUCUAUGCUUUCUAAUUAUGAUAAUGCAAAAAGUUUGUGGGGUGAUUUGCAUGAAAGAUUUUGUGUUGUUAAUGGUCCUCGUAUUCAAAAUUUGAAGGCUCAAAUAAAUAGAUGUGAGCAAACUAAAAAUAUGCAACAUGAGAAAAGGCGUGAAGAUGAUAGGCUCCAACAAUUUUUAUUAGGUCUUUGUUCUGAUUAUUAUGCUCAAACUAGAUCUAAUAUAUUAGCACAAGACCCUCUGCUCACAUUAAAUAAAGCUUAUCAACAAGUCUCACAAGAUGAGCUUGUCCGAAGCUUUGAUAGGGUUCGAGAGGAACCACAACAAGCUGUCGGUUUUGUUGUUCGUAGAGGUGGUGCUCGAGGUCGUGAAGGGUCUGAUCGCACCUCUAGUGGUUCAGUGUGUGCUAAGUGUAAGAAGGGUGGUCAUGAGACUUCUCGAUGUUGUCAAGGCUCGGCACGGGCUAAUGCAAUCUUGGGUUCGGAUGCUCCUUCUCAUGGUCAAGCUUUCACAUCUGAGCAAUGGAAGGCGAUCACGGGUUUAUUUGGUAAAGCCAAUGAAAAUCGUUUGAAUGGUAAGUUUGAUGUUACUUCAUGGAUUAUUGACACCGGAGCCACUCACCAUGUCACCGGCAAAGACUCUUGGUUGUUUGAUACUCGUUCUUUUGAGUGUCCUGUUGGAUUACCUAACAGGGACACAGUGGUUGCCUCUUUAGUUGGUUUAGUUCGUUUAUCGGACAAGAUCACCCUCACCGGUGUUCUUUAUGUCCCCUAUUUGAGUUACCAAGCGAAGGAGCUGAUUGGAAUGGGAGCUAGGAGAGACGGACUAUAUUAUUUUAGCAAUUCGGAUUCGGUGCACCUUGUAGGCGUUGUUGAAGCAUCCUCAGAUUUGGAGUUGUGGCAUCGUCGAAUGGGUCAUCCUUCCGAGAAAGUAGUUAAGUUAUUUCCUCAUGUUAGUAGCAAUAAAGCUUGUUUAGAUAAAGGGUGUGAAGUAUGUAUGCGUGCUAAACAUCCUCGAAAUAAAUUUCCUUUAAGUGAUAGUAGAGCUUCUAGGAGUUUUGAGAAAGUACAUUGUGAUUUGUGGGGUCCAUAUCGACAUGUUUCGUCGUGUGGAGCUCGGUAUUUUUUGACUAUUGUGGAUGAUUAUUCUCGAGCAAAAACUAAUGGAGACAAAUUUGCGAGUCGGAGUAGAAAAUGUGUGUUUUUGGGUUAUCCUUUUGGGAAGAAGGGAUGGAAGUUGUAUGAUCUUGAGUCGAAUUUUUUUUUUGUCUCUCGAGAUGUGAAGUUUGUUGAGGAUGUGUUUCCUUUUGGUACUCCGGUUGAUGUGAACAUAGUGCCGGAAUUUUUUGACACAAAUAGUGAAGUUCAUGGGGAUUUUUUGGAGUACGAGAUAUCUGAUGAUGAAAAUGGCGUUAUUGAUGGCUUCAAUGAGGAAGAGCAAGCUGCCCCGGGUCAGCCACACUCAGGGCAGCCAGCUACAGAGGCUACGGCAGAUCACCCCGCAGCCACAGGACACAACCCGCAGCCAGGCCGCGGAGCAGUCUGCUGCACACCCAGACGCUGUCUGGCAGACCCCCGUCAAGCCGCAUAG